Melanotaenia boesemani (Boeseman's rainbowfish) is the source of this 3459-nucleotide messenger RNA. It is a transcript of the gene trpv1, whose product is annotated as transient receptor potential cation channel, subfamily V, member 1. NCBI's taxonomy places the organism in Eukaryota, Metazoa, Chordata, Actinopteri, Atheriniformes, Melanotaeniidae. The transcript is spliced from 16 exons. The coding region runs from base 193 to 2535 and encodes 780 amino acids. Gene Ontology annotation, cellular component: membrane. Gene Ontology annotation, biological process: calcium ion import across plasma membrane. The record is from RefSeq and is a predicted model, not a curated record. Gene Ontology annotation, molecular function: protein binding; calcium channel activity.
ACUGCAGCAGCACUGAAAACACACAACACGUUAAACUGAAAUGAAACUGCAAAGAGGCGCAUGAAACACAGGAAGCUUCUUCAUGGACUAAAAGUGGAGACAAAAACUGGAAUUGAGAUUUUCUACAUAUGUGAUAGAAAUCUGAUACCAGAAACGGAGCAUUUUUAAAAAUCACCAGAGUUAGUGGUGAAAAUGCAGAAGUCAGAGAUGUUUGGCUUCGCUCUGGAGGCGGAUGACAGGACAGAGGAGGAGAAAUCGCUGAAAAAAGCAGCAAAGAAGGAUGGUCUGGCUUCCUCUUUGGGUUUGUGCAAGGAGGCCCCUAAAGCUCCCAUGGACACUGAUUACCAAGAGGAAAUGGAAGAUAUCAAACCUACAAUCAGAUUUAAUCUCAAUUUUGACAAGAGGAUUCGAGGUGAGGAGCAGGACACUCGGAAAGACAGCACAAAAUUUACUAUUGAGCGAUUGUUUGAAGCGGUAGCCAGCAGGGAUGUCAGAAAGCUGGACGGCCUUCAUGAGUACCUGCACAGAAACAUGAAGAAACUCUCAGACUCUUUGUAUCGGUCCUAUGGUAAAACCACACUGAUGAAAGGUCUGCUGCACCUCAAAGAUGGCAACAACAUGACUGUACAGAUGUUACUGGACAUUUCAGAGAAGAUGGGUGACAUUAAGGAGUUUGUGAAUGCAGCUUACACAAGCCCCUACUAUAAAGGUCAGACAGCUCUACAUAUUGCCAUUGAGAGGAGAAGUAUUACCUAUGUGCAGCUCCUGGUUAAAAAAGGUGCAGACGUCCACGCCAGAGCCUGCGGGAAGUUCUUUCAGCCUCAUGACGGUCCUUACUUCUACUUUGGUGAGCUUCCACUGUCUCUAGCAGCGUGCACCAACCAGCCUGAGAUGGUGGACUACCUCAUGGAGAACGAGUAUCAGCAAGCAGAUGCUAUGCUGAGGGACUCUCAGGGCAACACAGUGCUGCAUGCCCUGGUGGUGGUUGCCGACAACUCAAAGGAGAACACAGACUUCAUCACCAGCAUGUACGACCGCAUCCUCACCACCACUGCUAGACUGCAUCCUAAAGUGAAGCUGGUGGACAUUGAGAACAACAAGGGGCUGACGCCUCUCAAAAUGGCAGCCAAGACUGGCAAGAUUGGGAUUUUUUCACACAUUUUAAAAAGGGAAUUCCACCAGAGUCACACCAAACAUUUGUCACGUAAAUUCACUGAGUGGGUUUAUGGACCCGUCCAUUGCUCUCUGUUCGACUUGGCCUCUGUGGACUCAUAUGAGAACAACUCUGUUUUGGAGAUACUGGUCUACGGCAGCGGCAUUCCAAACCGCCAUGAAAUGCUCCAGACUGAGCUACUGAGCCGACUGCUGGAGGAGAAGUGGAAGAGGUUUGCAGGUCGAUUGUUCUUCCUCCAGUUCUUGGUUUACUUGUUGUACCUGGCUAUCUUCACUAUAGUAGGAUACAAUAAGAAAGAUGAUAAGCCACCAUUUCCAAUUGAGUACAACACGUUGGGUUACCUGUAUUUUGCAGGCCAGGUGCUGGUACUUGUGGCAAACUGCUAUUUCUUUAUCUUGGGGAUUGUAGACAUGAGGAGGAAACGCCCCAAACUGCAAACACUGCUGGUUGAUGGAUACUAUGAGAUUCUCUUUUUUGUGCAGGGCAUUCUCUUCCUGAUAUCCACCGGGCUGUAUCUGGGAGGGCGGCAGGAGUACCUUGGCUUCCUGGUGAUGUGUCUCGCUUUCAGCUGGGUGAACGUGCUCUACUACUCCAGGGGUGACAAACACAUGGGCAUCUACAGCGUCAUGAUACAGAAGAUGAUUCUCAGUGAUAUUCUGCGCUUUCUUUUUGUCUACUUAGUCUUCCUCUUUGGAUUUUCAGCAGCGGUGGUUACCCUGCUUAUAGAGCCUCCUGAGAAAAACACCACUGCAACUCGAGCAACUCGUUUUUUUGAGCACACUGGUCCUAGUGAGGACUGUGUCAAAGUCUCGUACAGAAACAUCUCCUACACCACACUACAGCUCUUUAAGUUCACCAUAGGCAUGGGCGAUAUGGAAUUCACUCAGGACUACCAGUACAAGGAGAUCUUCUAUGUGCUCCUCAUCGGCUACAUCAUUCUCACCUACAUCCUGCUGCUCAACAUGCUCAUCGCUCUCAUGAACCGCACCGUGGAAAAGAUCACCAUGGAGAGCGCCAGCAUCUGGAAGCUGCAGAGAGCCAUCACUAUCCUGGACAUGGAGAGAAGAUUGCCUUUCUGUCUGAAGGAGAGGUUUCGCUGUGGGGUGAAGAAAAAUCUUGGCACUGAAACUGGAGAUGAUCACCGCUGGUGUUUCAGAGUGGAGGAAGUCAACUGGAACAAAUGGAACAUCAACCUGGGCAAAAUCGAUGAGGAUCCGGGAUAUUGGGAUUGCACCCAGUCACCUGACUCAGAGUCCACUCCAAGAAGACCAAACAGAGGGAGGAGCUGGAGAGGCUUGUUUGCCGGCAGUAGGCGGGUGCAGACUUAUCAGUCCACAGAGAUGAGCCUCUUGCCCGUUUGAAGAGCCAAUAAAAGAGGUUCACCAUGGCUGCUCAGCUUGCCUGGAUGAGCAACAAGGCACUUGGAUCUAAACACUGUAUUUCAUUUAAUUUCCCAAGAAAUUUAACUGCCAAAUGAAUGAACUAAUUUUCUGACCGACUGAUGCUCCACUGUGUCAGCUUCAUUUCAUAUUUAGUCUUCAAGGCAGUAUUUCACUAGAAUGAGCAGUAAUGACUAAAUGUGUUGUUACUUUUGACAUAAUUAUAUGAAAAAGAAGACUUCAUGAAGGCAAAUUAAACAAUUCAUCCAGAGGAUUGUUCACAGGCUGUUGCUGUACAUGAACAGGAUGUCCACACUCUGCAGACACCUGCCUCAAAACCUCUCAUGGAGUAAUUCUGAUCACCGAGGUGCUGAUCCAGCUCUCCCGCUGAGUGCCCUUUAUACAAGACCCCAUUUUAAUCACGGCCAGACAAACUAAAUCGACUGCCUCCAGAUAGUCCUGCGUAUUUCACAGCUUGCUUUGUCUACUGGACUUCCUCUUGCCACUUGGCAGAGGCAGGCCUGGAUAAAUGACAUGGAAGCAAAUGCUGCUCAAAGUGGCUGCAGUUACAAACUAUACAUGAUUUAGUUUCAACCGGCGGGACACUUGUGUGGUUAAUGUAACAGUAGUGUGAAUAGUGAGCUACCCAGUCAGAAAACUACCAUUAAGACUGAAUUCAGACCCAUUUCAAAGCAUAAAUUAGAAUUUUAUUUUAUUAUUACAAUAUUACAAAAAGAGUAACAACUCUCACGCUCUUGCCUCUUAUCUGUCGUACAGAAUGACACAAAAGAAAGGCCCGUGGACCUUCUUCCAUUUUCACAGCAAUAGUACAAGAAAAAGAAGAAAAUAAAUUUAAAUAACAAGCAAAUCAAGUAUCAUAAAUAGUCACAACUGCAAACUGAAACU